AGUUGCAGAAAGUAAACAAACAAUAAGAAGAUAUUUGUUUGGAUUUAAAUACAUUUAAUUAAUAAAAUUGAAGCUAGUUUUUAUCACUGUAGGAAAGAAGAAACCCGAUUCCACAAUGAUUUUUCGGUUUUCAAAAUCUCUGUUGAAACAAGUUGACACAGUUCUUAGCAGACAUUUGUUUAGUAGUUCUUCUGUUAGAGCUACAUCAGUAAAAAUGAAUGAAAAAUUUCAAGCUCAUCAACAGUCUCUACCGCGGUUGCCUGUACCCCCUCUACAUCCUUCUCUGGAAAAGUAUUUAUUAUCCGUACGCCCCCUGUUGUCAGAAGAGGAGUACCACCACACUGAAAAGAUUGUAAAAGAAUUUGGAGCACCUGGAGGUUUAGGUGUUAAGCUGCAUACCAUGUUAAAAGAAAAAGCUAAAGUUACUGAAAAUUGGCUGUCAGAUUGGUGGUUAGAUUCUGCUUAUAUGGAAUUCAGACAGCCUGUUGUUGUUUACUCAAGUCCUGGCCUUGUUUUUCCAUUGAAAGAUUUUAAUACUGUUGAGAGGCAACUGAGGUAUGCUGCUAGAUUGGUUGCUGGUGCUUUAAAUUAUAAAGAAUUGAUUGACAGCAAUUCCUUGCCCCUUGAUUCAAUGGGCGGCCAACCUCUUGACAUGUCUCAGUAUUCAAAAAUAUUUUCAACUUGUCGAAUUCCUGGGUAUCCAAAAGAUGGCUUAUAUUAUGGUAACUUGGAGGCUGAAAAGCCGAAACACAUUGUAGUUGCUCAUAAUAACCAUUAUUUUGCUGUAGAUGUGUAUGGGAAUGAUGGAAAACCUUUAAAUGAAAGUCAACUUUUAGCUCAAUUUAAGAUCGUUCUUGAGCAAUCAGUGUACCCAAAAUGUCCAAUUGGAGCUCUAACAACUUUACACAGAGAUAACUGGGCUAAAGCAUAUAAAAGAUUACGAAAAUAUGAUAGUAAAAACAAGUUUUCUCUUCAAAAAAUUCAAACAGCAAUAUUUCUUCUGUGCCUUGAUAAAGCUGUGCCAGACGUAGGUGCACUAAAUAGAAAAACUCAUGUAGCUUUGCAGACUAUUCAUGGGGGUGGAGUUAAAGGAAAUGCUGGAAACAGAUGGUAUGAUAAAACAAUACAGUUCAUUGUAGGUGAAGAUGGUGUUGUUGGUUUAACUUACGAACAUAGUCCAGCAGAAGGACCACCUAUAACCAGUAUGAUGGACCAUAUUGUAGACUACAUUGAACGCACAAAAGGUAAUAAGUGGCUGCCUUCAUCUGCAAUUAAUGAACCUCAGAAAUUGAGAUUUAGACUUUCUGAUGAAACAAUGGAAGAUAUAGCUGAAGCAGAACGAGAUUUAGACAAUAUUGUAACUGAUUUGGAGAUGUCAUGCUUUACGUAUGAAGCAUAUGGAAAAGAUUUUGUGAAAUCUCAAAGGUUAAGUCCGGAUAGCUUCAUUCAAAUGGCAAUUCAGCUUGCAUUUUACAAGAUCCAUAAUGAAAUAGCUGCUACUUAUGAAUCUGCUUCUAGUCGCAAAUUUUUGCAUGGCAGGACAGAAACUAUACGCUCAGCUUCUAUGGAAGCACUGGACUUCUGCAAAUUAAUGACAGACAAAGUUACAGCCGCACACACAAAAGCUGCAGCAUUACGUUCUGCUGUUGAUGCACACAAAGAGUACACAAUGCAGGCUAUCAAUGGAUUAGGAAUUGACAGACUGCUCUUAGGACUCAGGAAAGUGGCAUUAGAAAAUGGAAUGAAUGUCCCAGACCUAUUUUUAGACACAGGAUAUACAACUAGUACUCAUUUCAAAUUAUCAACUAGUCAGGUGCCAUCAAAAAUAGAUGCCUUUAUGUGUUAUGGACCUUUAGUACCAGAUGGUUAUGGUUGCUGUUAUAACCCAAGACCUACAUCAAUAAACUUUGGUUUGUCCGCCUGCAACAGCAGUCCAGAGACACACUCUAGCAAAUUUAUGAAUGCUCUAAUCGAAAGCUUAACUGAAAUGCAUGAUGUUGUUGUUCAAUCCCAAAAAGCAAAACUAUGAAUUUUUUUUUUCUUUUCCCUUUUUACAAUUGUUGAAAAAUUUAGAGUAUUCACUUAUAUAACUUUAUAAAAGAUUUGUUUUAAUUA
Molecule: messenger RNA, 2115 nt
Organism: Uloborus diversus
Lineage: Eukaryota; Metazoa; Arthropoda; Arachnida; Araneae; Uloboridae
Product: carnitine O-acetyltransferase-like
Exons: 14
Coding region: 116-2029 (637 amino acids)
Biological process (GO): carnitine metabolic process, CoA-linked
Cellular component (GO): peroxisome
Molecular function (GO): carnitine O-acetyltransferase activity
Source: RefSeq, a predicted model, not a curated record